AUGUCCACUUCAGCUCCAACUCCAGAUAUGCCCUGUAUGGGGAAUUCGUGCGCGGUAGAGAAUGCGCUUGACCUACCUGAUGAAAUUAUGAUCAAUGGAAGAAAAAUCUGGCUGAAUCAUGCUGCCUCACUCUUCUGUGAAAAAUGCGGUAAGAUUGGUCACAACGAAAAAGGGCACGAUGCAAUAGUUUGGAGAAAGGCAGAGCGGCUUGAGAAGGGAAGGAUAAAAAGAGAAAAGAGGGAAGAAGAAAGGAAGAUGAGUAGAGCAGCCAGGGAGGAAUUGAAGCAGAAGCUGGUGUACGAGGAGCAGGAUAAUUUAAGUAGUUCAUCGUAUAUAGAGGUAAAUGGAGGUCAAGGGUUCAGUAAAGCCGAUAAUCUAAAGAAAUCCGCUGCGUCUGUAGAACAAGUAGCUCCUGAAGACCAUGCAGCUCCUGUAGAACAUAUAGCACCUGUAGGAUGUGUAACACCUGCAGAGCAUGUGGAACCUGUAGAACAUGUAGCUCCUGUAAAACAUGUAGCACCAGUAGAACAGGCAGCACCUAUAGAGCAUGCAGCACCCGUAGAGCAUGUAGUACUCGUAGAACAUGUAGCACCCGUAGAACGUGAAACACCUGUAGAACAAGAAACUCUUGUAGAGCACGCAGCACCUGAAGAGCAUACCAAUAAUGCAGGGAGAUUUAGAGGCACUUGCAACACCUGUAAAGCAAGAAUCACCUGUAGCACAUGCGGUAUAUGACACACCUGUAACACUUGCAGAGCCAGAUGCACCUGUAGCGCUUGGAAUACUGAAGACACAUGCAACAUAUGCAACACUUGUUAUAUCGGUGGCACCUGCAGCACCUGUAGAGCUAGAAGCAUCCCUUACGCAUAUGCUGCUGGAAGCACAAGUGGUACCUGCAAGUCUAGAAACACAAGUAGCCCUUGCAAUUUUGAUGACACCUGUAGCACCUGUGGAGCUAAAAACACCUGUAGCACCUGUAACGCUGGAGGCUCAUGCGCCACUCGUCACUCAUGCAGCACCUGUAGCUCUUGAAACGCCUACAUACAAGAAGGGAAGAGAAGUUAUCCAUGAGCAGAUGGCGACGAGCAUCGAAGGAAAAGGAUCUGUGUGAGCAGAGUCCUUACGGUCGGACAUGUGAAUGUGUAUGGAGUCAACCAAAAAGGAGAACAACUGAGAGAAUUCAUCGAAGAACACAACCUAGACAUCCUGGGCAUCUAUGAGACUUACCUGAAGGAGAAGGAUAAGGCACCUUAUGUUCCAGGCUACAACUGGUACCAUUCGCCUGCAAUUGGCCAUAGUGCAGGUGUAGCCUUCAUCUACAGGAAUAAUCUUGAACUGAAACGGCUGCUAAUAAUACAUGACUCGAGAAUAAUAGGAUUAAUGAUCGGUGACUUCGUGAUUAUAGAAGCUUAUUGCCCUGUGGAGAAUGCAAUCGAAGAGGAGUUGGAAGAUUUCUAUGAGAAGCUAAACAUACAGAUUGGGGAGAUCAGGGCUGCAGAGCAAAGAACGCUGGUUCUCGGAGAUUUCAAUGCUCACGUCGCUGGAUGGUAUUCUGGUACAACCAAUCAAAACGGAAAAAGACUGAUCAAAUUUUGCAAGGAGUGACAGCUAAAGCUAAUGAGCCUUGAUAAGCCCACCCACACGCACUCAUCAGGCAAUGUUUUCUGCCUGGACUACUGUGCUACUGACUGAGACUCCGCUGAUACAAUCACCGACUUUGAUACAUGCCCUGGAAACCCUAUAAAAAGUGAUCACCUGCCGCUUAUAGUUAAGAUCCUCGCCCCAGUAGUUAGAAAGAAGACUCCUGAUAGGAAAAGAAUCAGAACUGACAGACUCCAGAGUAGAGUAUACCUGAACGUAUACCAGAAGGCGCUGCACAGAGAAAUAGGAUGCCUGAUGGCAGAGGAGCACAAUUCGGAGUCACUGUAUAACGCCCUUGUUAAUGGGCUAUUGACUGUCGGUGGAAGGGUUUUGGGCAAAACAACGCGAUUGGAGAGGCCAGGACUAGGUAGAGGCUCACUUAUUGCACUAAGGACAGCGAGGAGGCAUAAAUGGAAGGCAUUCAAAGCGAUUAAUGCAGGCAAUAGACCCAAAUACCUGGAGGAAAUGAAAAAGCACAGAGCCAUGAUGAAAGAAUUUAAGCACCAACUGAAGCAGGAUAAACAGAGCUCACGAAUGAAAAGGGAGAUAGAAUGAGCAGUUAUAGGCGCAAAAGAUGAAUGGGAGCUAGUGAGAAGAAUCAAGAGGGCGAGGAGAGCUGGCCCUGUCAAAUUCACGAGCGGCGAAGAAGGCAAAAUUUUGGACUGGUGGAAAUACCAGUAUCAGGACUCUGGGUGAGAUCAGCCUGGCCAUAACGGCGACCCGCUGGUCCCAACUAAGGAAGAAGUUAGCGACGCUAUCAAGCAGCUAGGGAACAGAAAGGCGGUAGGUCCUGAUAAUCUACCGGCCGAACUAAUCAAGGGCGGUGGUGAAUUGGUUGAGACGUUGUGCAUAAACUGAUACAGCAGAUAUGGAAGGAAAGAAAACUCCCCAAGGAAAUGAACUCAGCACUAG
Molecule: messenger RNA, 2553 nt
Organism: Blepharisma stoltei
Lineage: Eukaryota; Ciliophora; Heterotrichea; Heterotrichida; Blepharismidae
Source: the annotation of a GenBank genome assembly